AUGGACAAGUGGAGAAGUAUACCUUUCUCUAAGAAGGAAGAAGAAGGAAUGGUGGUGGCGGAAGAGGAAGUAUGUGAGGAGGAAUCUUUUCAGAGAACUUUAGCUGGCAAAUUGUGGACCGAAAACAGCUUUAACGCAGAAGCUUUUAAGAGUACAAUGGUAAGCGUCUGGAAGCUAAAGAAUCAGGUGGAAACUCAAGAUUUGGGUAAGAAUUUAUUCUUGUUCAAAUUCGCAACGAAAAGAGAUCUCGAGUUCGUUCUUAGAAGCGGUCCAUGGAGCUUCGACAGGUCCUUGCUAGUAUUGAAUCGCAUCUCUGGUGAAGAACAAUCGGCCGAACUCAACAUGCAUUUUGCUUCCUUCUGGGUAAGAAUCUAUGAGCUCCCACUUAACUUAAGAUCAGAAUCGAUGGCUAGAAAGAUAGGGAGUGUGCUUGGAGAGUUUGAAGAAAUGGAUACCCGAGAAGUCUGCAGAAAUGGAAGGUUGCCCACCUUCUGUUUCGUUUGUGGUCGAUUAGGACACCAAAUGAAGGAUUGUGAAUCUUUAGAAGACCUUUCUGAAGAGGGUUUUGAGGAGAUUGAAGAGCAGGAUCUUAACUAUGGACAAUGGCUCAGAGCAUCCCCGCUACCGAAGGUUAGUGAAGAUCAGAAAAAGAGAGAUUCAAGCUCAAGUAUCUGCAGCAAGAGUUUGUUUCAUGUCUCAUCCGGGGACAGUAGAUGCGAUCCAAAUAGAAAAGGCAAGGGUGAAGAACCAGAAGUUCAGAAUCGUCAAGAAGCAAAGGAGGAUAGAGGGGAGGUGGAAGGAGAACAUAGCAACCAACAAAGAACAAAACAAAAAGUAUUUGAAAUAGAAAAGGUUGCAGAAUCACUAGGGGCAGUGGCAUUAUCAACUGAACAUGAAGAACAAGACAAGCAACCGAAGGGGCCAACGGACAAAAAAGGAAGUGGGUUAGGAAAAAAGUUUCAAAUAAAAGGAUAA
Vicia villosa (hairy vetch) is the source of this 975-nucleotide messenger RNA. RefSeq lists its product as uncharacterized. Bases 1 to 975 code for a protein of 324 amino acids. Lineage: Eukaryota; Viridiplantae; Streptophyta; Magnoliopsida; Fabales; Fabaceae. Gene Ontology annotation, molecular function: nucleic acid binding; zinc ion binding. The transcript is spliced from 2 exons. The record is from RefSeq and is a predicted model, not a curated record.